Molecule: messenger RNA, 3687 nt
Organism: Tauraco erythrolophus (red-crested turaco)
Lineage: Eukaryota; Metazoa; Chordata; Aves; Musophagiformes; Musophagidae
Source: RefSeq, a predicted model, not a curated record
AUGGUUAUAUCUGUGCCACGUACCUCAGAAGGGAUUGUGGCCCAAGAAGAAGUCCAUGUGCGAGAAGGUACACCCCAAAGCAUCUGUGGCUGCGGCUUUGUGUUAUUCUUGGAAAGUUUCGCUCCACUUGUGAAUUCCUUGAACCUUGGCAUUGCAAGCCCAUUUCUGUUGGGCCCUCCUCCUUUACAGCUUGCACAAAUUAAGACACAGUUGGCUCUCCAGCAAUUGACCUCAGUUGCUACCAACAGUUCUGCACCACCUUAUGCUUGUUUAAAUCAGGCCUUUCUGAAAAGCACAAUGUUUAGCCCUAGAGGAACUUUACCUCCAAGGCCAAGAGGACCUAAUCCAUCUGGCACAAAGCCUCCGGGAUCCUUUAGGGGAGGAGGUACAGCAGGUCUUCAGAGAAAGCCUGCACCCGGAGCACCUCAAGGAACAUCACAAAGAUUUUCGGGACAGGAAACGUUUCGGUGGACAGGUUCACAGAGGAUAAACGUUCGGGUAACUCUGCACAGGCCCGAUCCGAGGCAGGUAAAGCAGAAGAUGAACCUACACCAGGAGCAGAAGGCAGAGCCUCGUACAAAUUGCUGGGAUAGUAGCCCGUGCUCAGCUGGGACAACUGGGCAAAAGCCACUUGCCUCGACACGGAUCUCGGAGCAGAAUUUGAAUGCCCAGAACCGCUACACACCAGAAAGCGCUUCCAGUAUUUUAGCAAGUUUUGGGCUGUCUAAUGAAGAUUUGGAGGAACUCAGUCGCUAUCCAGAUGAUCAGUUAACACCUGAAAACAUGCCACUGAUUUUGAGAGAAAUACGGAGUCGUAAGAUGAGUCAUUCUUUGCCGAGUUUACAUUCUCAGAGCAGAGCAGAAGAAACAAUUGGUGGUACGAGCGGUGCAGCAGUCAAGAGUAAAGUGAUCGAUUAUGGUCACGCGAGCAAAUACGGUUACACCGAAGAUCCUCUUGAAGUGCACACUUAUAAUCCCGAAGUGCUGUCUGAAGAGCCUCUCGAAGCACGUGUCUAUAAUCCUGAAGCAUCCAGUGGAGAGAACAGGGAAGACUUCCAACGAGAGCAGAACAUGUCAAUGGGCGUCCCACCAUCCGGCGUGACGUGUAAUCCGGUGUUUCCAGUUGAAGACUUAAUAAAACCGACGGGGUUCCAGAAUGAUUCAUCAAACACUCGAUCGUUUUUUCCAACUGAGUCGAUGGAAAAGGUGUCCGGAUUGUGUGCAGCACCGUCUGGCCUCCCCGUGGUGAAACCUGUGUCCCAGCCUGCAAUACCGCCUGUCAUGCCGCCUAUGAUGCCACCUAUGAUGCCACCCAUGGCACAGCCCAUGAUGCCGCCUGUCAUGCCGCCUCUCGUCCAGCAGCCUAUGACCCAGCACGUAAUGCCGCCGAUGGCCCAGCCUCCCUUUUCGGCUGGACUUCUUGCAGCUAUAAGCCAGCAUGAAAGAAUUCAGCGUGAAUCUGCGACGAGCCAGUCCAACGCCCAGAGCAGCUCAGGAGCUGGACAGAAGCCCUUCCAGACACAGUCUGAGGGGCCGAUUAAAUCUCCUUUUGGGAUCGUGAAAGCAUCGUGGCUUCCUGCCUUUCUCCAGUCUGAUGCCCAGAAGAUGAAGAGAAUGCCCACCCCGUCAAUGAUGAAUGACUACUAUGCUACAUCCCCAAGAAUAUUUCCACAUAUGUGUUCUCUGUGUAACAUUGAAUGCACUCAUAUGAAGGACUGGAUUCUUCAUCAGAACAAUCCUUCUCACAUUGAAAGCUGCCGCCAGUUACGUCAACAAUACCCUGACUGGAACCCUGAGUCUCAUUCCUCAAAGAGAAGUGCUGGUGACAGAAAAGAAAACCAGACCCCAAAGCGUCGUUCCAACUCUGCCAGUCCCAGUCCAAGACGUUCAAGGGUCACAGGCUCCAGCUAUGUUCCACGCCGGUCACGAUCACGAUCCAGGAGCCCUGGCCGCUUCAGGUCAAGGCCAAGAAGCCGAAGCCCACGGCAGAUGCGACGACUUAGCCCCAGACACAGGUCAAGGUCACCGCAUCGAUCAAGAAAUCCCCUGAGAACUAGUCCUCGACGUCAGAGGUCUUCUAGUAAUGACUGGUCAUCAAGGAGAUCAACCCGAUCUCAAGACAGAAGGGCAGCUCUGGAGGCAGUAGUGAAAAGUUUGGGACCUGGCUUUGUAGCAGAGUUCAAAAAACAUAAGUCACUUCAAGCAGCUGGGCAAGGAUCUUCGGGAUCGCGAAAAUCACCUCUCUCUCAUGGACUCUUAGGGAAGAUGCCUGGAAGUACGAAGAAGCCGCUGAAAACAAGUGCUUCUGCAAAGGCUUCGAAGAAAGAUGUGCCUUCAUUGCUUGGGUCAAGUUCUUCAUCUCCUGAAUCUGAUGAUUUACCCCAAAGCAAAGAAAUGGAAGAGGAUGAGGAAGACUUAGCCACAGGAACCAGUGGACCUCGUCCUACUCCUUAUAAUAGGCUGUUGAGAGAGGAAUUGCUGAGUUGUGGGACUGUCCUUCAAAUAUCCGAUUUACCGGAUGACGGCUUUUCAGAUCAAGACAUUAAAAAAAUUGUUCAGCCGUUUGGCAAAGUUAGUGAUCUCCUUGUACUUCGCUCUAGAAAUGAGGCCUUCUUGGAAAUGAACUACAAAGAAGCCGUGAUAGCAGCUGUGAAAUAUGGCGAGACUGUGCCAGUACUGGUAAAUGGGAAGCGUGUGAAAAUAAGUGUAGCAGAAAAGCCAAAAGCAUCUCCUGGGCAGUUAGUCCUAGUGCUUCCCGGUAAAAAACAAAAGACUAAGAAAUCAACGACAGGAGACAGUAAAAUCAAGAAGACUUCAAACACUGCAGCAAAACCAAUAGAUGAAGACCUUCAGAUCUUGACAGAAGCUGAAAUGGAAGUCAAGGAAACUAAGCUGCCAGACCCAAAGAACAUCACAGAAGGAGACAGAGUUACAGAGCCUGUGAAGACUGAGACUCAGUCCCAAGGAGUGACCAACCCUGCACCUGUACUAGAGCAACUUGCACAGACAUCUGAGGUGGCGGCGUCGGACUUGAAUGAGUUUAAUGAAGCUUUAAUUGAUCAAGAAGCUACGAUAAUGACUACGAAGAGUGAAGAAUCGACAGAACCAGCUAACAAGGAACUUGAUGAUAUAUGUGUCGUUCUUAUUUCGAACCUGCCUGAGAAGGGUUUUUCUGCUGAGGAGAUUUCCAACCUGGCAAAGCCGUUUGGAGGACUGAGCGAUGUGCUCAUUUUAUCAUCGCAUAAGAAGGCAUACAUAGAAAUAAAUAGAAAAUCUGCGGAUUCUAUGGUGAAGUUUUACACCUGCUUUCCAAUAUCACUUGAUGGAAAUCAGCUCUGCAUCAACAUGGUGCCUCAGUGUAAGACUAUAAAAGAUGAAGAAGCAAUAUUUACUGCUAUAAUUAAAGAUUCUGACCCCAAGGUAAAUACUGAAACUAUCCGUAAUCAGUUUGUGCAUCUUGGGAACUUGCCGGAUGAUGGAUACAGGGAACUUGAAGCAGUUUGUGUUGGACUUCGAUUUGGAAAAGUAGAUCAUUAUGUUGUACUGAAGAAUAAAAACAAGGCAAUUCUGCAGCUGGAUAGUGCCAAGUCAGCCAAAUCAAUGUACACCUUCCUGCAGCAGUAUCCAUAUAACAUGGGUGAGCACACGUUGACCUGUACAUUGUCACCCAACGGAGAGUCUGCUGAG